Molecule: messenger RNA, 3345 nt
Organism: Phodopus roborovskii (desert hamster)
Lineage: Eukaryota; Metazoa; Chordata; Mammalia; Rodentia; Cricetidae
Gene: Extl1
Product: exostosin like glycosyltransferase 1
Exons: 11
Coding region: 68-2065 (665 amino acids)
Cellular component (GO): membrane
Molecular function (GO): glycosyltransferase activity
Source: RefSeq, a predicted model, not a curated record
GUUCCCACCUUCCCUAUUUGCUACAGAAGUUCCUGAGGUCCUUCUAACCCUGGCUGUGGGUGGCCACAUGCCCCUGUGGAGAAGAAAGUCCUUCUGGCUGGCACUGUCAGUCUCCUGGCUCCUCCUCAUUCUCCUGGGAGUCUUCCCCCUUCGCUUGGCCGUGCCACCCAGACCUCUACCAGAGCGCUCCCAAGGCUGGCCCCGCUGGCUGGAUGCUGCCUUCCUACAGAGCUUCUCCCAGUCUGAGACACCCCCAGAAGAUGCUCCCCGGCUUCCUCAAGCUCCACGGGGGAGCAGCUGCACCUGGGGAUCUUGCUUUGACACCUCCAAAUGUAAGGGAAAUGUCCUCAAAAUCUUCGUGCACUCCCCAGGUGGUCCAACCACCGAGGCUCAUCGCAGGAUCCUGGACUCCUUGGAAAGCUCCCGAUACUAUGCACCUAGCCCAGCGGAAGCUUGCCUCUACCUCUUCCUCCCCAGCCAGGACCAUACAUGUGGACCCCUGCCUCCUUACUGGAACGGGGGCCGGAACCAUCUGGUCCUCAGUCUGUAUCCAGCUCCCUGCACCAGGCUGGGACAGGCAAUGGUAGCUGAGGCUAGCCCCUCCUUGGACAUCUUCCGACCAGGUUUCGAUGUAUCCCUUCCAUAUCUUCCUGAAGCUCACCCACUGCAAGGUGGGGCUCCUGGCCAGCUGCAGCAGCAUAGUCCCCAGCCUGGGGCCACCUUACUGGCAGUAGCAGAGAAGGGCAGGUGGCGAAUCACAGACACCCAUUCUUCAACCUGCCCUUGGGACAAGCACUGUGAGCAAGACCCAGGACUCCAUCCGACCCACCCAGGAGAAACACUACCCAAUGCCACCUUCUGCCUCAUUCCUGGUCACCGACCUGCUGCCUCCUGCUUCCUUCAAGCCCUUCAGGCCGGCUGUAUCCCUGUGCUCCUCAGCCCGCGCUGGGAGCUGCCUUUCUCUGAAGUCAUCGACUGGACCAAGGCAGCCAUCAUUGCUGAUGAGAGGCUCCCAUUACAGGUCCUGGCUGCCCUCCGUGACAUGCUCCCUUCGAAGAUUCUGUCCCUGCGCCAGCAGACCCAGUUUCUGUGGACCGCUUACUUCUCCUCAGUGGACAAAGUCAUCCACACCACACUGGAGAUCAUUCAGGACCGGAUCUGGGGUGCAUCAGCUCACUCCUCACUGAUGUGGAACAGCCCCCCGGGGGCACUCCUGGUUCUUCCUACAUUUUCCACGAGCCUAAAGGAUUUCCCCUUUUAUCACCUGCAACAGGGCUUCAGCCCGGAGAGCAGUUUCAGCGCCCUGAUCUGGGUGGGGGUCUCUGGCGAGCCCCUGCUGAAGCUGCUGCAGGUGGUGGCAGGUUCCCGGUAUUGUGCCCAGAUCCUGAUCCUAUGGAGGAGUGAGAAGCCACCCCCUGACAGGUGGCCUGAGACAACAGUGCCCUUGACAGUCAUUGAGGGGCGCAGGAAGGCCAGUGACCGAUUCUUCCCGUACAGCGACAUCAGCAGCAGGGUCAUCCUCAGCCUUGAUGCCCACAGCACUCUUUCCACCAGUGAGGUAGACUUUGCCUUUGUGGUGUGGCAGAGCUUUCCGGAGAGGAUGGUGGGCUUUCGGACAUGGAGCCAUUUCUGGGAUGAGGCCCGGGGCGGCUGGGGCUAUAGGACUGAGAUGGCCAAUGAAUUCUCCAUGGUCCUCACGACAGCUGCCUUCUACCACAGGUAUUACCACACCCUCUUCACCCACUCCCUGCCUAAGGCUCUGAGGACCAUGGCAGAUGACACUCCCACCUGCGUGGAUGUCCUGAUGAACUUCCUGGUAGCAACGGUCACCAAGCUGCCCCCUAUCAAGGUGCCUUAUGGCAGGCAGCACCAGGAGGCUGAUCCACAGGCUGCUGAAGGGCUUGGACCCGCGCCAGAGCCUCUGGCUCAGGACUGCUUCAGCCGUGUGGCAGCAGGGUUCAGCCACAUGCCUCUGGUGUCCUCUCGAGUGCGUCUGGACCCGGUGCUGUUCAAAGACCCGGUGUCCGUGCAACGCAAGAAGUACCGCAGUCUAGAGAAGCUCUAGGUAAAGCGCUGCACCUGCCCGCUAGACAGGAAAGAAGCAGUCGAGACAGGUACAAGUCUUGUCCUGGUUGGCCAAUCAGGACAGGGUGCCCUGAAGGGCGGGGUCUCCCACUGGAUGCUGCAGGACUGCGUUUGGCGCAGGCCAAGGCACAGACUGAUCCCGGUUUCCUCAAAUGCCUUUCUCUGUAUCUCUGCCUGAUCCAUUUCUGACCCGCAUGCCUACUCACCUCCUUGGUGGUCUCGAAGUCCUAGCACGGACUCAGUUCUGAGUGUUUGAGAGUACGGCCCGGCUCCAGGACGGACCUGGGAGCUCGGGAGGGCAGAUACUGCUCACCUCUUUGUUAUGGCAGGUGCAUCGCAAAUAUGUGACCUAUAGCUACAAGGCUACAAGAGUAUUAACUGGAUGCUAGCAUGGUAGAACAUGGGCAGAGUGUGCACGAGACAAAACUCCAUCCUCUGCCCUGGGAUUCCUAGUCCACGAUGAAAACAAGCAUCCGUAGACAUCAAGGCUGCCAGUCUCAAUCAAGAGUGAACACAGAGGCCAAGAGUGGGAGAUAACUGGAGGAUUUUGGGUAUUGUGUGCCAGAGAUCUCUGGGGGCAGCCAGACUAGCACCACUGCACUACCAAUUUUGACCACUAGAGGUCAUCUGCUGCACAGCUCUCCCAUCAUGAAAGGACUGGAGUUUGAUUUUGCUUUCUUGAUUAUUUUCUCUCUCUCUCUUUUUUUCUUCCCGUUUUUCGUUUUAGACAGGGUUUCUCUGUGUAGUCCUGGCUGUCGUGGAACUCAUUCUGUAGACCAGGCUAGCUUCGAAUUCACAGGGAUCCACCUGCCUCUGCUUUCCAGAGUGCUGGGAUUAAAGGUGUGCACCCCACCCCCCACACAGCUCUUUGUUGAAUUUUUUGUUUUUGUUUUUGGAGGGUGGGUGUGAGGGUGUGAGACAAGAUCUGACUCUGUAACCCAGACUUACUCUCUCAGCUUCCACAAGUGUUAGACUUACAGGUAUGAGCCAUAAUGGCAAACUAUGAAUGGACUUAUGGCUCAGAGGGCGGCUAGUUGAGAGAAAGUGGAAGGGCUCUGGUGUGUGCAGCGGCCAGUCUGAAAACUCGGGAGGAAUAUGACAGAACCCCUCUGUGGCCAGCACACUUGGAGCCUGGGUGGUUCGAAGAUGGGCUGUUUGCGAGAACUGUCCUCAGCGUCCUGUCGGUGAGAGUGCCUGGGUUCAUCCACCUGGAACUGGGAUUAUCGCUUCUGAAAUAAAGCACGUGUCUUUGCCCACUCA